Penaeus chinensis is the source of this 623-nucleotide messenger RNA. Its product is annotated as cuticle protein 7-like. Gene Ontology annotation, cellular component: extracellular matrix. Lineage: Eukaryota; Metazoa; Arthropoda; Malacostraca; Decapoda; Penaeidae. Bases 12 to 524 code for a protein of 170 amino acids. The record is from RefSeq and is a predicted model, not a curated record. The transcript is spliced from 3 exons.
AUACAUCUGUCAUGAAUACUAAGGUGCUGCUCCUCCUCGGCCUGGCUGCUCUGGCCUCAGCCGACACUCCCAGAUACGCCUACAGUGCUCCUCGGGAUUCAUUCGAAGAUGACGCCAAGUAUAACUUCCAGUGGGCCGUCGACCACGACGACUCCGGCAACCGCUUCGGCCACCAGGAGGCUCGCGACGACGACAACACUCAGGGAUCCUACUACGUGCAGCUCCCCGACGGCCGCCUCCAGACCGUCAAGUACUUCGUGGACGGCGACUCCGGCUACGUGGCCGAGGUCAACUACGAGGGCGAGGCUCGCUACGACUCGCACGAGUCUCGGGAAACGUUCAGAGCCAGACCCGCGUACUCCGCUCCCACUCCUCGCUUCGACUCCCAUGAAUCCCGUGAGAGAGUCGCUCCCGCUCCCUCCAGGCCUCGUCACUUCGACUCCCUCGAAUCCCUAGAAAUCCCCAGCCGCCUCUUCAACUCCCGCGAGUCCCUGGAGGACAUCCGCAGGCAGUAUGGCUUUUGAAGGAUUACGAGCAACACAGACGAUGGACUUAGAUCGACUUAAACCUAAUUGUGUGAAAGUAUUUAUUGUUGAACGAGCGUAUUAAAACUGAUAAUAAGC